AACGGCGGCAUGCCGGCUCCCUUCCAAGGCCCCCCACUCAGCAGGAGGUGGAUCAUGCUGUGAGGCGUGCGUGCGUGGGGCCCCACUUCUCAUUUCGGACAGCAUCAGAAGAGCAGCCGUUUCAGAGCAGAGGAAAGGGAAAGGGGGGCAGCAUCAGACAUGCGCUGGCCGGUGCUGCUGACGCUGCAGGCCGCGCUGGCUUCCCUCAGCCAGGCCAUGCAGCACUACCCCUCCGUCUGGGGCCACUACGACGUCUGCAAGUCACAGGUCUACACCGAUGAAGGCCUGAUCUGGGAUUACAUGGCCUGCCAGCCGGAGGCCACCGACAUGACAAAGUAUUUGAGGGUGACCCUUGACCCCCCCAACAUCACCUGCGGUGACCCGCCUGAGACUUACUGCGCUUUGGAAAAUCCGUACAUGUGCAACAACGAAUGCGACGCCACCACGGAGGAGCUGGCCCACCCCCCCGAGUUGAUGUUUGACUUCGAGGGCCGCAACCCCACCACGUUCUGGCAGUCAACCUCCUGGAAGAAGUACCCACGGCCGCUGCAGGUGAACAUCACCCUGUCCUGGAACAAGACCAUCGAGCUGACGGACGACAUUGUGAUCACGUUCGAGUCGGGCCGCCCUGAGCAGAUGGUGCUGGAGAAGUCACUGGACUACGGGCGCACCUGGCAGCCGUACCAGUUCUACGCCACCGACUGCCUGGAUGCCUUCACCAUGGAGCCCAAGACGGUGCACGAGCUCACACAGCAGACCCUGCUCGAUAUCAUCUGCACUGAGGACUACUCGCGCGGCUACGUGUGGAAGUACGACAAGACGGUCCGCUUUGAGAUCAAAGACCGCUUCGCCCUGUUCGCCGGGCCCCGGCUGCACAACAUGGCAUCCCUCUACGGCCAGCUGGACACCACCAAGAACCUGAGGGACUUCUUCACCAUCACUGACCUCAGAAUACGGCUCCUCCGGCCAGCCACCGGCACCACCAUGGUGGACGAGUACAACCUGUCACGCUACUUCUAUGCCAUAUCCGAUGUCAAGGUGCAGGGAAGGUGCAAGUGCAACCUUCACGCCAACAGCUGCGUCUUCGACAAAGACAGGCUCAGCUGUGAGUGCGAGCACAAUGCGACCGGCCCAGACUGCGGGAGGUGCAAGAAGAACUACCAGGGCCGCGCAUGGAGCGCCGGCUCCUACCUGCCAAUCCCGAAGGGAACAGCGAACAUAUGUCUCCCGAAUAAUCUUGGUCCUGUUAUCCGGCCGAACAUUUCAUCUCUAGGGGUCGCAAACCGAAAUCAAGCCCGAGUGUGUGACAGCCUGAUGAUGCGUUGCCAGAAUGGCGGCGUGUGCCACAACAACCAGCGCUGUCAGUGUCCCGCCGGCUUCACCGGGCUGCUGUGUGAGAAGCCACGCUGCGAGGGCGCCCCCGGCGGCUGCCCCGGCGCCAAGUCAGCUGGCGAUGCCCUAUUCCCCGUCCCCAUGCCCACCCCACUGCCACUGCUCACUGCCUCUCUCCUCGCCCUCCUCCAGGGGGCGCUCUGAGGAGAGGGAGGAGAUUAC
Messenger RNA from Megalops cyprinoides (Indo-Pacific tarpon), 1554 nucleotides. RefSeq names its product netrin-G1 (gene ntng1b). Lineage: Eukaryota; Metazoa; Chordata; Actinopteri; Elopiformes; Megalopidae. Bases 160 to 1536 code for a protein of 458 amino acids. Gene Ontology annotation, molecular function: cell-cell adhesion mediator activity. The transcript has 6 exons. The record is from RefSeq and is a predicted model, not a curated record.